Molecule: messenger RNA, 1191 nt
Organism: Coniophora puteana RWD-64-598 SS2
Lineage: Eukaryota; Fungi; Basidiomycota; Agaricomycetes; Boletales; Coniophoraceae
Exons: 8
Coding region: 1-1191 (396 amino acids)
Molecular function (GO): catalytic activity; molybdenum ion binding; pyridoxal phosphate binding
Source: RefSeq, a predicted model, not a curated record
AUGUCUCAGCUGUUGAUCUCCCGUAGCGACACCCUCGCCCACCUCUCCAUCACGAUCAGGCAGAAUGCGCUUCUCCUACUCACAGCCCUCGCUCUUGGAUCGCUGUACAUGGUUUCGAAGGGGAUAAAUCGGGGGAAGGUCAACCUUACGGCAACGACCACCGUAAGCAAGAGCGCUUCUGCUAUUGAUACGGUCAACCACGGCCAGUUCGAUCUCUCCGCGUUACGCGUGACUAAGCUCCUUGUCCAUCCCAUCAAGAGCUGUAGGGGAACUUCAGUUACCGAGGUUGCCUAUACACCCUUAGGCCUUGAAUAUGACAGGACAUGGGUGAUUGUCAAGGAAGACAAUCAUAAGAUGGUCACAGCUCGAGAGUUCGCUAAGACGGUUCUUAUCCAUCCUGUGAUUCACAAGGAUCAAGGAGUCCUCGAGGUUUCUUUCCCUGCCGACUUAGGCACCGAGUCUUUCAAGGUUCCGCUGACCCCGGACGAGGAGACUUUGCAGAGCUGGGAAGUUGUAGAAGACAUCAACCACUUCGCGAAAGGUGUAACAGGCUACGUAUGCGAGAGCGUCUCGCCCGCGUCACGCACGCCCUCCGAGAUCCUGUCUGCAUUCCUCGGUCUCCCGAUCCUACUCAUCAUGCAAGGACCGCGUCUAAGUAUAUGUAAUCCAACGGCGCGCCACCCUAACCUCGACGCAUCGUUCGUCUUCCACGAUGGAUAUCCGUUGCUGGUUCUGUCUCAGGAGAGCGUGACGUCUCUUGAGGGCAAGGUGCGCGAGAUGGUCGGUCAGCAGGGUAUCGAGAAGAAGUGGGAGAAAGAGGAGCUACAAAUCGAAAGGUUCCGGCCAAACAUCAUUCUUGGUGGCGCGGGUGCACCUUUUGUCGAAGAUAUCAUUCAGGAAAUCUCCAUACACCCUUCUAGCCCCACGGACGCGUACGGUGAGAAGACAUUGGAGGUGCCACCCACAAUCCACCUUGUGUCAAAGUCUCCCCGCUGCCUGCUGCCGAAUGUGUCUCCAGAGCUAGGCGAACGCGAUAAGGCGGUGCCGUAUAAGGUGCUCAUGAAACAUAGGACGGGUCUUUUGUCUGCGAAGAUGCACAAGCCGUGUUUAGGGUGCAAUGGCGUUCCGACGGCGAGCGGGGUCGUGCGUCUUGGGGACUGGGUGAAGGUGCACAAGGUGGGCAGCGUGUAA